Molecule: messenger RNA, 1480 nt
Organism: Apodemus sylvaticus (European woodmouse)
Lineage: Eukaryota; Metazoa; Chordata; Mammalia; Rodentia; Muridae
Gene: Dmrtc2
Product: DMRT like family C2
Exons: 8
Coding region: 1-1113 (370 amino acids)
Biological process (GO): regulation of DNA-templated transcription
Cellular component (GO): nucleus
Molecular function (GO): sequence-specific DNA binding
Source: RefSeq, a predicted model, not a curated record
AUGGACCCCACUGAAACGCCUGCUCUCCACCACUGUGCUGCUGACUCUUCCCCAGCGGAUGAGGCCAGAGGGCCCCAGAGCACAGAGCUUAUUCCCAGGAGACCAGUCAGUCGCUCGCCAACCUGUGCCCGCUGUCGCAACCAUGGGGUCACAGCCCAUCUCAAGGGCCACAAGCGCCUCUGCCUCUUUCAGGCUUGCGAGUGUCACAAAUGUGUCCUCAUCCUGGAACGUCGGAGGGUCAUGGCUGCCCAAGUGGCCUUGCGCAGGCAGCAGGAGGCACAGCUGAAAAGGCACCUGGCUCAGGGACUGAUGAAAGGGGCGGCCCCUCUGAAAGCGCCACUCCGCGUCAAGAAGGGAGCCAUCCGGCCGGGGGUCCCUUCGGGAAAGGAGAACAUAGCACCCCAGCCUCCGAGUCCCCAUGGAGCAGUCCCACUGGUCCUGACACCCCCUGGGAAGGAGAACUAUGGGCCACUGCUGCUCAGCCGCCCCCCGGAAGCCUUGCCUUUGCCCUGGACUCCAGUGCCUCCUGGGCCUUGGGGCCCUGGACACUGGCUGCCCCCAGGCCUCUCAAUGCCACCUCCAGUGGUGUGCCGCUUGCUGUGCCAAGAACCUGCUGUCCCUCUACAUCCUUUCCCUGCCUUUGACCCUGGCACCUCUCUCCGGCUGCCCACCCAUGGGACCCUCCCGAGCUGCCCAGGAUCUCGCUCAGUGCUGACGGCCCCACUUUCUGGAGAGCCCCCGGGACCCCCCAACCUGCCUCACACAUGUUCAACUCUGAUACUCCAGUCCUGUGGCACCCCAGACUCUCUUCUGCUACAGCCCCAGGCCCCCGGAGCCUCCUGCCUGGCCUGGACAUCCGGCCCCUCAGAACGGCAGCUGCAGCGGGAGGCCGCUGAGGCCCUUGUAGGUCUGAAAGAUUCAUCCCAGGCUCCCCGCCUGACCCCAUCUGUCCCCCCUAACCCUGCCUGGAUCUCUCUGCUCCACCCCUGUGGCCCACCAGCGCCUCCUGGGGGAAGAGGAUUCCAGCCUGUUGGCCCACCUCUCCGGCCCAGUCCAGGUUCCUCUGUCUCUCUGCACAUUGGGCGUCUGGGAUCCAUCUCCCUCCUCAGCUAGAGAGCAGAGGUGGAAGCUCUCACUGGGACAAAGACGGCCAACCACAGCACUGCAAAUUUGGUAUUUAUUUAUGAGUUUUGCAUGGGAUUUAAUGUAAUGCAAGCUUCAGCCUUUUUUUUUUAUAUAAGCUUUCCGGUUCCUUUUUUAGUGUGGGUAUUUCCUUGGCUGAAGGUGGAUAUUCUUGUAGCCCGUUUAGAUACUAAGCCCCCAAUAAAGGCAGUUGGGCAGUUUAAGAUGGCCCAUAUGUAAAUACACUUUGUCAUGAGUGUAUGCUCUAUACAUGCCUGUGUUCUUAUGUCUGUCUCUGAAUGUGAAAACACAGGAAUAUGUUCACUUUGUAUGUAGGUUUCUGUAAGCAAGAAAUAAA